Molecule: messenger RNA, 246 nt
Organism: Saprolegnia diclina VS20
Lineage: Eukaryota; Oomycota; Saprolegniomycetes; Saprolegniales; Saprolegniaceae
Exons: 2
Coding region: 1-246 (81 amino acids)
Source: RefSeq, a predicted model, not a curated record
AUGGCGAAGCAGAAGGCGCCCAAGUCGCGCGCCGCGGCGAAGGACGCUGCUAAGAAGAUGAGAUCGUCGCCCAACAUCUAUGACAGAACCAAAAUCCUCGACUUCUACCAUGCAAACGGCCGUAACCAGACGCGCACGGCCACGUACUUCAAGGCCAACGGUUUUCCCAACAUUAGCCAAACCACCGUCUCGCGCAUGGUUGUUCGCGAACGUCCCGUGCGCUACGUCGACGACGAAGAUGCCUGA